Myxocyprinus asiaticus (Chinese sucker) is the source of this 1181-nucleotide messenger RNA. It is a transcript of the gene figla, whose product is annotated as folliculogenesis specific bHLH transcription factor. The record is from RefSeq and is a predicted model, not a curated record. Gene Ontology annotation, molecular function: RNA polymerase II transcription regulatory region sequence-specific DNA binding; DNA-binding transcription factor activity, RNA polymerase II-specific; protein dimerization activity. Lineage: Eukaryota; Metazoa; Chordata; Actinopteri; Cypriniformes; Catostomidae. The transcript has 4 exons. Gene Ontology annotation, biological process: regulation of transcription by RNA polymerase II; developmental process. The coding region runs from base 223 to 873 and encodes 216 amino acids.
UUAGUUUGAAUUUGAUUUUUGAUCAAUCGGUUAAUAACUUCUGGACCAAUAGAUUCCACGAUAGUAGACUAUGAGUUAAAUAAUUUACAUGCGAGGCCUUUAGCUUUAACAUUGUUAAAUCAGGUUAUACCAUGCUGUGAAGAUAUCUAAUUUAGUACAUUGUAAAAUAUAUAUAAAUAUAUAUAUAUAUAUAUAUAAAUAAAAAAAAAAAAAAAACUUGAAAUGAAUGGAAGAAAGUUUAGGGCCAUAGUGGGACUGAUGAAGGUCCCAGAGCGCGAGUUAAUGGGUGAUAUUUUAUUGCGCGAGAGUGCUGAACCCUCACUUCCUGUUCAUGUGAGUAUCGGUAAAUUUAUCCGGUUGGACGACGGCCAGUACAUCGAUACGGAGGACAGAGAUAAAGCUGUAAAGAGACGACAGCUUGCGAACGCAAAGGAGAGAUUGAGGGUAAGGAGCCUGAACAGCAUGUUCUCGUACCUUCGCCGUAUCGUGCCAGUGAUGCCACGAGACCGAAAGCCCAGUAAAGUGGACAUGCUUAAGGCUGCAACGGAGUACAUCCGGCUCCUCUCAGCUGUCCUCAAUCACACCUCUACCAGUGGCAAUGGGAAUCCUAAUGUUUUUCUAGAGACUGGAAUCAACUGUUCGAACACAGAGACUGACUACUCUGAGUUAUGGACCAUGGAUGAUGCCAUGGAGCCAAUAUCAAAUCCCUUUCUGUCAGAGGGAGUGAGUGUGGCUGCCCCAGUGGUCACCAUGGCGACAGGAGCAGAUGAUGACUUUGAUCUGAACAAUGUGACAGUACAGUGUGUUGUACCAAUGUACAUUGUUCAGGUUGGCUCAGACCAAACUUUGGUAACUGGCACACUUCCAUCUUAAAGGCCCCACUGAAUCCUUUUUGGUGCCUUAAAUUAGGCUCACUGUUUUUUUUUUUUUUUUUUUUUUUUCCCCUGUAACUUUUUAUUUAAUUUUUUUUUAAUUUUUUUUCGUUUGUGUUAGCUUGAUGCUAUUUGUGCAGCCACUAUUUAAUAUUACAGAAGUAUUUUUGUCUGCUAUUAUAAGGAUUGAUUGUUUAAUAUUAUGCUGAGCUGUACUGAAAUUAUUUUGGUAGUAUUAUUUUCUCAAUGUGAACUUAAACUCAUAAGAAUAUAAGAGGCAGAUAAGCAAAUGUUAAUUUAGUUUUUUCA